Striga asiatica is the source of this 624-nucleotide messenger RNA. The record is from the annotation of a GenBank genome assembly. Lineage: Eukaryota; Viridiplantae; Streptophyta; Magnoliopsida; Lamiales; Orobanchaceae.
AUGGCGGGGAUCGUGACCCGCGUGGUUUUGAUGGGGGUGAUCACAGACGGCGACCGCGGGGUUAGCAGCAAGGUGGCGCUUUCCAAGAUGACGAUGCUGGUGACCCGCGUUUUGAGGACUUCGGGUUUGUUGAUGAAAACCCUAAUCGCGGCGAUUAGAGGGAUUUCGGAGGCGAGCAGCAGCGGCGGGGAGGAGGGGGGGACAGACUAUCCUGGGACAGCAGAUGGGGCCCUCUUUUAUUUCUUCAUCACCCAUCAGUUGACUGGGAGUUUUCAGCAGGGCCGUUCACCUCAAGCAGCGGCCGCUAAUGUGGGCCCGAGAGUUGCAUCAGCCCGCCUUCUAACGGGCAGUGGACAAUUUCAACGCGGCAGGACUUCCACGGGGCAGCAACCGACGGGGGGAAAUUCACGGGGUGUUGCGGGCCUACGUUGCUUUGCUUGUGGAGAGGUCGGCCGCUGUCAAGCGGCGUGUCCGAGAGGGCCUGGUCCGAAAGCUUUGUUUACAGAGGACGUGGGCGAAACGGAGACGCUAGAGGGAUUUGAGGACCAGCCUGUGUACGAUACGGAGACGGCAGAGGUAGAGCAAUACGUUCGUGGUGAUGUUGGCAUGGCCUUAACGUCAUAA